GGUAUAAAAUGGUCCAUAAAAAGCGUCCUAGAUCAGUACGUAAAGCACGAAAUGCAGCACUUGCUUUACAAGAAAAAAAUUACACUAAAACACCGCAUACUAUGGUUUUUUCACGUCCUGGUGUUGGCAGUUUAGUGAAACAAUUAUCACUUGAUGUUAGAGAGAUUUUUGAACCAUUCACAGCUAGUCGUUUACGUGUAACACGUAAAAAUGUACUGAAAGAUUUUAUUACUAUCGCUGGUCCAUUGAAUGUAACACAUUUAUUAUAUUUCACACAUCCACAUAGUGAGAAACGUGAACAGAAACGUGCUCGUCAGUUAGCUAAAGUUUCUUCGAAACAAUCACAAAAUGCCAAUCAAACAGCAAUUGAACAAAAUCCAAAUGUGUGUGAAGAAGUUACUAAUAAAAAUUUAAGUAGUCACGGUGGUGUGUAUUUACACAUGAUUCGUGUUCCACACGGACCUAGUCUUACUUUUCGUGUUGAUGAGUACUGUUUGAAACGUGAUAUUCAAACUUUAGUUCGUCGAGUUUUCGAUAGUCGUCAGUAUAGUUCACCGCCUUUACUUGUAAUGACUGGAUUUGGUAUGGGUGGUGCAAGCGCGAAUACAUCCGCUCCACUACCACAUCUACGUUUGAUUGUUGAUAUGUUUCAAAAUUUACUGCCACCAUUGAAUGUUCCAAAGCUUAAACUUAGUACAGUCAAACGAGUUCUACUUGUUAGCCGAGAAGUUGAUACUGCUUGCAUUGAUACUACUAAUGAAAAGAAUAGUAGUAGUAAUGAUACUGACAUAAAACAGCACGCACAACAACAACAACAACAGGUGAAUGAUGUUAUUUACAUUCGACACUAUCAUAUUCGUACUGAAAAUCGUUGUAUCAGUCGUGCACUACGACGUCUUGGUGUUGGCGGUGCAAAAAUGAAACGUCGACGUAUUGAAAAUUCGGACUUAAAAUCUGGAUGUGGUCCAAGCGGUUCAGGCAAAUCGACAGGUGUACCGAAUCUAGCGAAAUAUUCAUCUAUGGAUGAUUUUUUAACUAAAGCAGGACUUUUAUCCGAUUCAGCAUUGUCCGAUAUUUUAUCCGAUAUGGAAGAAGUUGAUCUAGUACCAGAUGUUAAUUUACCAAAUUCCGAAUUAUUUACUAAUAUUGAUGCAUUACAAUCUUUAUCAGAGAAAUCAUGUAAACGUAAUCAUCGUUCAACUGGUCCAAUUCAUGGUUUGAAACAUUUAGGCGCAGCUAAAAAAGCUACCAUACGACUUGUUGAAAUUGGACCACGAAUAACUUUAAAUUUACUUAAGAUAGAAGAAGGUGUCAACACCGGUACAGUUUUAUAUCAUCGUUGGCAAGCACGUACAUUAACUGAAUUAGCUUAUCAAUCGGAACGUUUAAGACAACGUGAGCUACUUCGUGCACAACGUCGUGCUGAACAUGCAGCCCGACGUGCAGCCAAUGAAGCUGAACGUGAAGCACAUCGUGCUAUUUGUCUUGAAGGAAUGAAACGUGCCGGUCAUUUACCAAUCGAUAAUGAAAUCAUUACUGAUGAUGAUAACAAAACUAAGACGGUGAAAUUUGAAUUAGAUGAAAUGAUAGAAAAGAAACCAUUAAAAAUUCAUGAAAAAAUUGUUAUUCAACCGAAGAAAUCAAUUGUUAAGAAAGCAUUCAAAAGUAAUCUCAUUGUAAAAAAGAAGCGAAAAUAAUGUCAACCAUUGUUUUGAUUUCAUUUAUGUACAAGUAAAUAAUACCAUGUUAUGUCUAUUUUGUAAAUAUCUGUAAAUCACUUUUUUUUUCUCAACUGAAUGAAAUAAAAUUAGUCUUGAAAAAAAAACAAACAUAAGGAGGAACAUCUUUGGUGAUAUUGUGGCCAACGUAAUAGAGAGGUGUAGGUAGGAGAGUUAUGUUUGUGACUGCUUAUCUAAGAUUGCAUCAGGUGUUUUUCUAAUAAUUAUAAUAAUAAUAAUAAUAA
Schistosoma turkestanicum is the source of this 1963-nucleotide messenger RNA. The record is from the annotation of a GenBank genome assembly. NCBI's taxonomy places the organism in Eukaryota, Metazoa, Platyhelminthes, Trematoda, Strigeidida, Schistosomatidae.